Molecule: messenger RNA, 5582 nt
Organism: Aethalodelphis obliquidens (Pacific white-sided dolphin)
Lineage: Eukaryota; Metazoa; Chordata; Mammalia; Artiodactyla; Delphinidae
Gene: GRIK4
Product: glutamate ionotropic receptor kainate type subunit 4
Exons: 19
Coding region: 402-3428 (1008 amino acids)
Biological process (GO): monoatomic ion transport
Cellular component (GO): membrane
Molecular function (GO): ligand-gated monoatomic ion channel activity; signaling receptor activity
Source: RefSeq, a predicted model, not a curated record
UCUGCUGGUGGUGAGCGCAGGCGCCUGGUGCAGUGGCUGGCCCGCACCCUGGGUUUGGCCAGCCUCGCUCCUCCAGAAGCCAACCUGGGAUGAAGAUGUAAGUGCAAGUUACUUGGAAGGGGAUCUCAGGAAAUACUCGUUUGCCUGAGAAGCGAGACGGCAAAGGGAAAGAAGACAAUAAAGUAGGUUGUAACUAUGGGCAACCGGCACCCAGCCCCACUGGGGACCAUGGAGAGAGUGCACAGCAUCCGAGGGCAAGGUAUCCUGUUGGCCGCUGACCGAAGUAUGUGACACUUGGGGCCUGCCUGUGUGCGUGGGCUGCGUGGGCUCCAGGGACCAGAAAGUUCUCAGAGUUAUGUCAUGCCCAGACCAGCAGAGGGCUCCAUGAGGAUUCAUAGAAGAUGCCCCGCGUCUGGGCGCCUUUGGUGCUGCUUCCCACGUGGCUCGUGAUGGUUGCCUGCAGUCCGCACUCCCUGAGGAUUGCUGCUAUCCUGGAUGACCCCAUGGAGUGCAGCAGAGGGGAGCGGCUGUCCAUCACCCUGGCCAAGAACCGCAUCAACCGUGCUCCCGAGAGGCUGGGCAAGGCCAAGGUCGAAGUGGACAUCUUUGAGCUUCUCAGAGACAGCGAGUACGAGACUGCAGAAACCAUGUGUCAGAUCCUUCCCAAGGGGGUGGUCGCUGUCCUGGGACCAUCCUCCAGCCCGGCCUCCAGCUCCAUCAUCAGCAACAUCUGUGGGGAGAAGGAGGUCCCUCAUUUCAAAGUGGCCCCGGAGGAGUUUAUCAAGUUCCAGUUCCAGAGAUUCACAACCCUGAACCUCCACCCCAGCAGCACUGACAUCAGCGUGGCUGUAGCUGGGAUCCUGAACUUCUUCAAUUGCACCACCGCCUGCCUCAUCUGUGCCAAAGCAGAAUGUAAGUUUCCCCAGGCUGGCUCCACCCGACAUGGUCAGAUCUUUUAUAUCCAUGGGAAUGUGUUUUACCUGAGAAUAUCAGCUACUAGGAGUGUCACUGCAGGGGUGGGGUGUGGGGGGGAGGGGGAGGGACCUUACUCUAGAGGCCAGGGUUUCUGUGCUCCGUCCUCCAAGGCCGAGGGCAAUGUAAGAAACAAUCAGUCAAGAUGUUCUACGCUGCUGGUGCUGAAGGGUAGUGGCCAGACCAAGGGCGGACACUUGGAGCCCUCCCUGCUCAUGCACUUCCAGCAGGUUUUUAUUUUCCUCUCUAAUCUCCUUCUCUUCCCUUUGCAGGCAGCGGAACUAGGGAUGGUGUCAGCCUAUUACACAUACAUCUUCACUAAUCUGGAGUUUUCGCUCCAGAGGAUGGACAGCCUCGUGGAUGAUCGCGUCAACAUCCUGGGAUUUUCCAUUUUCAACCAGUCCCAUGCUUUCUUCCAAGAGUUUGCCCAGAGCCUCAACCAGUCCUGGCAGGAGAACUGUGACCAUGUGCCCUUCACGGGGCCCGCACUGUCCUCCGCCCUGCUGUUUGACGCCGUGUACGCUGUGGUGAUGGCGGUGCAGGAGCUGAACCGCAGCCAGGAGAUCGGCGUGAAGCCCCUGUCCUGCGGCUCAGCCCAGAUCUGGCAGCAUGGCACCAGCCUCAUGAACUACCUGCGCAUGGUAGAAUUGGAAGGUCUCACCGGCCACAUUGAAUUCAACAGCAAAGGCCAGAGGUCCAACUAUGCCUUGAAAAUCUUACAGUUCACAAGGAAUGGUUUCCGGCAGAUCGGCCAGUGGCACGUGGCAGACGGCCUCAGCAUGGACAGCCGCCUCUACGCCUCCAACGUCUCCGACAGUCUCUUCAAUACCACCCUGGUCGUCACCACCAUCCUGGAAAACCCGUAUUUAAUGCUGAAGGGAAACCACCAGGAGAUGGAAGGCAAUGACCGCUACGAGGGCUUCUGUGUGGACAUGCUCAAGGAGCUGGCAGAGAUCCUCCGGUUCAACUACAAGAUCCGCCUGGUCGGGGACGGCGUGUACGGCGUGCCCGAGGCCAAUGGCACCUGGACGGGAAUGGUCGGGGAGCUGAUCGCUCGGAAAGCAGAUCUGGCCGUGGCGGGCCUCACCAUUACCGCUGAACGGGAGAAGGUGAUUGAUUUCUCAAAGCCAUUCAUGACUCUGGGAAUUAGCAUUCUUUACCGAGUUCAUAUGGGCCGCAGACCCGGCUAUUUCUCCUUCCUGGACCCUUUUUCUCCUGGCGUCUGGCUCUUCAUGCUUCUAGCCUAUCUGGCCGUCAGCUGUGUCCUCUUCCUAGUGGCUCGGUUGACGCCCUACGAGUGGUACACACCCCACCCGUGUGCCCAGGGCCGGUGCAACCUCCUGGUGAAUCAGUACUCCCUCGGCAACAGCCUCUGGUUCCCGGUCGGGGGCUUCAUGCAGCAGGGCUCCACCAUCGCGCCUCGCGCCUUAUCCACCCGCUGCGUCAGUGGCGUCUGGUGGGCAUUCACGCUGAUCAUCAUCUCAUCCUACACGGCCAACCUGGCAGCCUUCCUGACCGUGCAGCGCAUGGAUGUGCCCAUCGAGUCAGUGGACGACCUGGCGGACCAGACCGCCAUCGAGUAUGGCACGAUUCACGGAGGCUCCAGCAUGACCUUCUUCCAAAAUUCCCGCUAUCAGACCUACCAGCGCAUGUGGAAUUACAUGUACUCCAAGCAGCCCAGUGUGUUCGUGAAGAGCACGGAGGAGGGGAUCGCCAGGGUGUUGAAUUCCAACUACGCCUUCCUUCUGGAAUCCACCAUGAAUGAGUACUAUCGGCAGCGCAACUGCAACCUCACUCAGAUUGGGGGCCUGCUGGACACCAAGGGCUAUGGGAUUGGCAUGCCAGUCGGCUCCGUCUUCCGGGACGAGUUUGAUCUGGCCAUUCUCCAGUUGCAGGAGAACAACCGUCUGGAAAUUCUGAAGCGCAAGUGGUGGGAAGGGGGCAAGUGCCCCAAGGAGGAAGACCACAGAGCCAAAGGACUGGGAAUGGAGAAUAUUGGUGGAAUCUUUGUGGUUCUUAUUUGUGGCUUAAUCGUGGCCAUUUUUAUGGCUAUGUUGGAGUUUUUAUGGACUCUCCGACACUCAGACGCGACCGAGGUGUCCGUCUGCCAGGAGAUGGUGAGCGAGCUGCGCAGCAUCAUCCUGUGUCAGGACAGUGUCCACCCGCGCCGGCGGCGCGCCGGGCUACCGCCGCCGCAGCCCCCCAUCCCCGAGGAGCAGCGCCGGCCCCGGGGCACCGUGACCCUCAGCAACGGCAAGCUGUGCGGGGCCGGGGAGCCUGACCAGCUGGCGCAGAGACUGGCCCAGGAGGCCGCCCUGGUGGCCCGCGGCUGCACGCACAUACGCGUGUGCCCCGAGUGCCGCCGCUUCCAGGGCCUGCGGGCGCGGCCGUCGCCGGCGCGCAGCGAGGAGAGCCUGGAGUGGGAGAAGACCACCAACAGCAGCGAGCCCGAGUAGCCCCGCUGCCGAGGAUGCUCGGCUCCCCGGCCCGCUGCGGAGGCGGGAUGCGCUGAGCCCGCCAUACUGCCGGCGGGGCCCCCGGACUUGUACAUCGUCCACCCUUCUCUCCAGAUUUUGGAUCCAGUAACUUUACAAAACGAUCAAAGAGCCUGACGCCCCAGCCGGAGACGGCGCCCUGGUCCGGGGAGCGGAGACGUUGAGCCCGAGUGGCAGGGGACGCUCUCCCACCUGGCCACAAGCCCCCUCUUCCCGCAGUGGGCCUUUCCCUCCCAACAAAACUAAAGAGUCGGGGUGGGAGGGGUCCCUGCCCAGACCGUCUGAUGGAUUGGUGGCAUCAUCAGAGGAAUUUCCCCCUAGGAAGGGGCCAUUGUACCCUGGGUCUAGUUCUUACAGGAAAAAAAAAAAAAUUAAACUCAACAGGGAAGUUUUUCUUUUCUGGAUUUGUAUAUUUUUGUUAAUGUUCUUUUGUUUUCUCUGUUUCUCUCCUUCCCUCCUUUUCUUCUUUGUUGUCUCAAUUCUAUUCCUUUGUUUCGUUUUCUUGGAGGGGGAGGCUGGGUUAGGGAAUUGAAGUCACAAUAAUCCCUGUUACCAUUUUCCUAAAUUUUAGAAUAUGAAGCGGCCAGUGCAUCAGACUACAGACGCUGAACUCUCCUUUCUGUGUGGUGACUGGGGCCACAGGGCAUGCAGGAGGUGGUGAAUUAGGUGGAGAAUAUCAAAGAAAGGUCCAGUAAUUUUUUAAAUGCCAAAACCCAAUUAACUCAUAGUUUACUGAGAGACCUUGAAAUGCCUGGGAUUUCAGAGGUUAAUUUGUCCUUUCUUUCUCUCUCUUUUCGACUUUCCCUAUGAUUGGGUUUGAUUUGGUCUUUGGUGAAUGUGAUCUCUGAAGAAGAGAGAUAGCGGAGGAGAGUAGAAGGCACAAAGUAUCCCAGGCCCUUGUUUAAGGAGCAGAGAGGGUAAAUACAAAUUUCCCCAACAGUGGCCUUGGCUUCAGCAGGAACGUGCUGUCUUCAGGUGGGGAAGGAUGGGGCUGUCCUGCUGGUCUGGUGCAUACUUUGUCAACUGCACCUCUUUUUAAUCAAACUCGGUAGCUGCCUAUGAAGCCAGACCCCCCAAGGCUAUCAUGGAUUGGGUGAUUUCUUGCUACUAGAUGUGAGACCUCGGUGCAAAUGUGUGUGUGUGUGUGCGCGUGUGCGUGUGCGUGUGUGUGUGUGUGUGUGUGUGUGUGUUUAUUAUAUGGGAAGAUCUUAAGUAAUCAAGAAUUUGCCAGGUUCCUGGGAGAGAGGUAGGGUCUUGUAGUCAAUACACAGGCCUGGGAACUAGGGACUCUUGAGUCCUCACCUAAGCAUGGGCAGUAGCCCCCCUUGUAUGACUUUACAUGAAGCAUCUCACUUCUCUUUCAUCUACACAAUCGGAGUUACUGAUGCUUUCCAGGCUGUCAGAUGCCUGCUAAGUACUUCUCUACUUGUGAGAUGUUUGCAGUGUCCGGAGCACUCAGAGGGAGGGGUGAAGCUUCUCAGCAGCUGUUUGACCUUUGGUUGGCUUCGCCAGUUGGGAGUUUCACACAGAGAGUUUUCAUUUUCUGAUUGAAAACAAAUUCUAUGCAAUUUCUGUUUGUCAACUUAGAAAAUUCAGAGGAGAGAGAACUAAACAGCCACUAGGGCCAUCUCCCCCGCUGUCACCACCUUGAAUCAAAUUGUCCUCACGUUGUUUCUGUUCUGAACGUACUAAAAUAAAGACACCUUUGCAAGACAACGAGCUUAAUUCCAUGUUUUUGCCGUCGACAUUAGGUCGACAUCUUCUUUGUGCCAGGAUUAUUAGUUAGAACUGCCAUCCUGGGGGUACCCCGAUGGUUCCUAUAAAGGAUGCCAGUUUUGUCCUAGGCUGACCUCUUCUCUCUUAUGAAUUUGAAUCUUUUUACUUUUCCCUCUUAAACCAUCAAAUGUCGGCAAGCUCUGCAGGACAUGAGUCUUUUUUUAAACCUUGCUUAGAGCCUCCUGGAGAAACGUGGAUUUGGUGGGAAGGGCACCUGAAGGCAGAUGGACGGCAGACUGCAAUGGUGCCAUGCUGCCCCGACCCACAGCUCCAUUCCGUGCUUCUGACAAUGUGGUCCCUACUGUCAGAUCGCACGUGGGGCAGGAAGGGUUGUUUUUU